UACGUGAACGCGAACGGACGGGGUGAAUUUUUGCUCGGAUCGCGCGUAGUGUUUUGUUAUUUUGCCAGCAAAGGCAAAAGCAAAAGCAACAACAAAGUGUUCGGUAUGCGUGUAAACAGAGUGUCGGUGUUUGUGUUUAUGCCCGUGUCUAGUGGCUAAAAGGCGAAGAGCCACAACGAGAAAAUGUUCAAAACGGCGACAAAAACAACAAUAAUUUUUGUUUAGUGUUAAAAAGGAAAUAAUAUACACUGUCUAACGAAUUUUACAUAUCAAGUAAAGUGAAAAAAAAAUAAAAUAAAUUUUAAUAUUCCAUUUUAUAACCAAAUUGCGUCAAUAAAUGUAAGAGAAAAUCGCAAAAAUCAUGCAAUCGCUGCAAACGAGAAAAAAACUACAAAAAUUUUUAUUUGAAAAUAAAAGCCAGCAAAAAUAGUAAAAAAUAAAAAUUAAACAAAAGUGAAUUUGAAACGCACAAAAGUUGCAAAACGCCAUUUUUCACAUAAUAAAAAUAAUAAAAGUUAAAGCAAAGAAAUUCAUAAAUAUCUGGAAAAAAAGUGAAAUUAAUUAUAACAAAAGCUAAAGCAGCACAAAAGUGUGAGCGAAAAGUUAAAAAUUGAAAAUCAAAAAAAAAAAAAUAAAUAAAGCAAAAAAAAAAUCAAAAUCACUUCCAUUCAAAAGUAAAUAAAAGUGUUUGGUUGUGCGUCUGAAAAUGACAGCCAACCAGCAAGUGAGCAGCGACUGGGCUGCCAAAAAGCCAGCUACACUAAACACAAUGACAACAAAAACAGCAGCAGCAACAACAACAACAACAACAGCAAUGCUACCAACACAAACAGCCAACGUUAGUUGUGAAGUUAGCGUAGCUAAAGCGAGUCAAAACGCAACAAUAUUUCGAAUACAAAAGCAAAAUCAACAGCAACAACAAGAAGAAGAACAACAACAGCAAACAAUGCAGACGACGUCAUGCAGUAAGCAACAGCAACAACAGUCGCAGCCGCAGAGCAAGCUUGUACAACUACAACGAAAUUUACUCAUUGGAUUAAUUUUAACAGCAUUUUGCGCACAGAGUGUACUUUGUGCCGAUUUAGCCAUAAGCAUACCUAAUAAUCAAGGGCUAGACAAUGUGUUCUAUCGCAUCGACUACAGUCCGCCAUACGGUGAUCCAGCGCCCAAUACAACAAUACCGUCGCGUGAGAUUGGCGAGGAGAUUCAAUUCUCGCACGCUCUGCCCGGCACCAAGUACAAUUUCUGGUUGUACUAUACAAAUUACACGCAUCCAGACGUACUAUCGUGGACGGUGACAAUUACCACAGCGCCCGAUCCGCCAUCGAACCUCUCCGUGCAAGUGCGCAGCGGCAAGAAUGCAAUCAUCUCAUGGUCACCACCCACCCAGGGCAACUACACCUCCUUCCGCAUCAAAGUGCUCGGCCUCUCCGGUGCUUCCAGCUCAUACAAUCGCACAUUUGUCGUGAAUAAUACAUUCCAGCACAGCGUCAAGGAGUUGACGCCGGGCGCCACAUAUCAGGUGCAAGCCUACACCGUUUACGACAACAAGGAGUCGGUGGCGUAUACCAGUCGAAAUUUCACAACAAAGCCCAAUACACCUGGUAAAUUCAUUGUCUGGUUCCGUAACGAGACCACACUGCUCGUGCUGUGGCAACCACCAUAUCCCGCCGGCAUUUACACACAUUACAAAGUGUCCAUUGAACCACCGGAUGCGCUGGAGAGCGUGCUGUAUGUAGAGAAGGAGGGCGAACCACCUGGUCCAGCACAAGCGGCCUUCAAAGGUCUCGUGCCCGGUCGUGCUUAUAAUAUAUCCGUGCAAACGAUGUCCGAAGAUGAAAUCUCCCCACCGACUACCGCACAAUAUCGCACUGUACCGUUACGACCGUUGAAUGUGACAUUUGAUAAGGAUUACAUAACGUCGAACUCGUUUCGUGUGCUGUGGGAAGCGCCAAAAGGCAUAUCGGAGUUCGACAAAUAUCAAGUUUCUUUGGCCGCUUCACGUCGACAAUCAACUGUAUCGAGAAAUAAUGAUGCGAUUGCUUACUUUGAUUUUCGCGAUAUCACCGAACCGGGCAAGACGUUCAAUGUUAUCGUAAAAACCGUUUCGGGUAAGGUGACUUCAUGGCCCGCAGCUGGUGAUGUAACGCUGCGUCCACUGCCAGUGCAUAAUUUACGUUCGUUCAAUGACGACAAGACAAAUACGAUGCGUAUCACUUGGGAACCGGAUCCAGCGAGCACACAGGAUGAAUAUCGCAUAGCUUAUCAUGAACUGGAGACCUUCAACGGUGACGCGAGUACCUUCACCACCGAUCGCACAAGCACUAUCCUAGAGAGUCUGCUACCGGGUCGCAAUUAUUCGCUAUCCGUGCAGGCAGUUUCCAAGAAAAUGGAAUCAAAUGAGACUACAAUUUAUGUGGUAACACGUCCAUCCUCACCCAUCAUUGAGGAUCUAAAGAGUAUACGCACCGGUCUAAAUAUAAGCUGGAAGAGUGAUGUGAACUCCAAGCAGGAGAAAUAUGAAGUACUGUAUUCGCGCAAUGGCACCUCUGAAGUGCGUACCAUAGACACAAAGGACUCACGUUUGGUCAUCACCAAUUUGCAUGCUGGCGCCGGUUAUGAGGUUAAGGUCUUCGCCGUUAGUCAUGAUCGACGAAGUGAACCGCACGCAUAUUUCCAAGCAGUGUUUCCCAAUCCCCCACGCAACAUGUCCAUCGAAACGGUGCGCAGCAACUCUGUGUUGGUACAUUGGGCACCCCCAGAGAAUAGCGAUUUCACGGAGUACUCAAUGCGCUACCGCACAGAGACUAAAGAACAAUGGAUUAAUUUACCCAGUGUCCGCGCCACUGAGGCCGACAUUACCGAUAUGACUAAAGGUGAGAAGUAUACCAUACAAGUGAAUACCGUGAGCUUUGGAGUUGAGAGUCCCAAUCCACAAGAAGUCGUUUAUACCGUACCACCGAAUGAGGUCUCAAAUAUUAUACCUCUGGUGGAUUCGCGCAACAUCACACUGGAAUGGCCCAAACCCGAGGGACGCGUCGAGUCUUAUAUACUUAAGUGGUGGCCCACAGAAAAUCCGAGCAAGGCGCAAACUAAAACAGUAUCUGAGAAUAAAUCUGACGAGUCUUCCACCGUGCGCGUAUUGAUCGGCGACCUAAUGCCUGGUGUACAGUACAAAUUCGAUAUACAAACCACUUCCUAUGGCAUCUUCUCGCGCACUACACACCUCUCCACACGCACCAUGCCACUCAUACAGUCGGAGGUAGUGGUUGUCAAUGACAGACAAGAGGAUGAACGCGACACCAUAACACUAUCGUACACACCAACACCACAAUCGUCUUCGAAAUUCGACAUCUACCGUUUCUCACUCGGUGAUCCGGAAAUAAAGGACAAAGAAAAGUUGGCCAACGACACAGAUCGCAAAGUCACCUUCACCGGUUUGAUACCGGGACGUCUAUACAACAUCACGGUUUGGACGGUGAGCGGUGGUGUGUCCAGUCUACCUAUACAACGUCAAGAUCGCCUCUUCCCCGAACCGAUCACCCAAUUGCAUGCCACCAACAUAACAGACACUGAAAUCUCGCUCAAAUGGGACAUACCAAAGGGCGAAUAUAAUGAUUUCGAUGUACAGUACUUGACCGCUGACAAUAUACUCGCACAAAAUAUAACCACACGCAAUGAAAUCACCAUCGCCGACCUACGUCCACACCGUAACUACACAUUCACCGUUGUGGUGCGUUCGGGCACCGAAUCUUCGGUGUUACGCAGCAGCUCACCACUCUCGGCAAGCUUCAGCACAAACGAAGCAGUUCCAGGACGUGUGGAACGUUUCCAUCCGAUCGAUGUGCAACCGAGUGAAAUCGUUUUUGAAUGGUUGAUGCCCACGAGUGAGGCCAACGGUGUUAUACGCCAAUUCUCCAUCACAUACAUGAAUGUGAACAACGCCACCGAUAUGCGUACACAACAAUUCGAGUCUGGCGAUGUCAGUGGCACUAUACGCAACCUGAAACCGGGCGAGACAUAUAUUUUUAAAAUACAAGCGAAAACAUCUGUUGGCUACGGACCGGAACGUGAAUACAAGCAAACCAUGCCGAUUUUGGCACCGCCACGCCCAGCCACACAAGUAGUGCCCACCGAGGUGUAUCGCAGCUCGCAGACCAUACAGAUACGUUUCCGUAAGAACUAUUUCUCCGAUCAAAAUGGACCGGUCCGCUGGUAUACAAUCAUCGUCGCUGAGGAUGACACUAAAAAUGCUUCUGGUCUGGAGAUGCCUAGCUGGCAUGACGUGCAAUCGUAUAGUGUAUGGCUGCCAUAUCAAGCCAUCGAUCCCUAUUAUCCCUUUGAAAAUCGUUCGGUAGAGGACUUCACUAUCGGCACAGAAAACUGUGAUAAUCGUAAGAUAGGCUACUGCAAUGGACCGCUGAAAUCCGGCACAACAUAUCGAGUGAAAGUGAGAGCCUUCACAGCGCCCGACAAAUUCACAGACACUGCCUACAGCUUCCCCAUACAAACAGACCAAGACAACACUUCGUUGAUCGUCGCCAUCACCGUGCCACUAACCAUAAUUUUUGUGCUGCUCAUCACACUCUUCGCAUUUAAGCGUCGUCGCAACAGUUGCCGAAAGGCUACGAAAGAUUCACGCGCCAACGACAAUAUGUCGCUGCCGGAUAGUGUAAUCGAGCAGAAUCGUCCGAUUUUAAUAAAGAAUUUCGCCGAACACUAUCGUCUCAUGUCGGCCGAUUCGGAUUUCCGUUUCAGCGAGGAAUUCGAAGAGCUGAAGCACGUUGGUCGCGAUCAGUCGUGCACCUUCGCGGAUCUACCUUGUAAUCGUCCCAAGAAUCGUUUCACCAACAUUUUACCUUACGAUCAUUCGCGUUUCAAACUGCAGCCGGUCGACGAUGAUGAGGGUUCGGAUUAUAUCAAUGCAAACUAUGUGCCAGGUCACAACUCACCGCGUGAAUUCAUUGUGACGCAGGGUCCGCUACAUUCGACACGCGACGAUUUCUGGCGUAUGUGUUGGGAGAGUAAUUCACGUGCCAUUGUGAUGUUGACGCGCUGCUUUGAGAAGGGUCGUGAGAAGUGUGAUCAGUAUUGGCCGAAUGAUACGGUGCCCGUCUUCUACGGCGAUAUCAAAGUGCAAAUAUUGAAUGACAGUCACUAUGCCGAUUGGGUCAUGACGGAGUUCAUGCUGUGCAGGGGCAGCGAACAGCGCAUUAUGCGUCACUUCCACUUCACCACCUGGCCCGACUUCGGUGUACCGAAUCCACCACAAACGCUGGUGCGUUUCGUGCGCGCUUUCCGUGAUCGCAUCGGCUCCGAGCAACGUCCAAUUGUCGUGCAUUGCAGCGCUGGUGUGGGUCGCUCCGGCACAUUCAUAACGCUCGAUCGCAUACUGCAGCAGAUAAAGACUUCGGACUUUGUCGAUAUCUUCGGCAUUGUCUAUGCCAUGCGUAAAGAACGCGUCUGGAUGGUGCAAACGGAACAGCAGUACAUCUGCAUUCAUCAGUGUUUGCUGGCUGUGCUUGAGGGUAAGGAGAAUAUUGUAGGUCCGGCGAGAGAAAUUCACGAUAAUGAAGGUUAUGAAGAUGAUGAAGGCAUCGCGGAGUCGGGAAUGUAAAAAAUACUAAAACUAAAGUCAAAUUAAAUACUUUAAAAAACUAUAUUUAGAGCUGAACAAAUGAAAAUAUGACGCUUUACGAACUAAAUUGAUCAAUAAGAGAGAGAAAGAGCGAACGCAAUAUUGUGCAGAACAGUUAUUUUUAGCAAACUAAAACGGUUAAUGCACCGUUGGAGACUCGAAUGUGUGAAAGCGCAACUCAAAGUGAAUGAAUAAAAAUAUUGGAAAGAAAUAAAUAAAUUAGCAGAAUACUAAUUUACAUAAGAGAUAAACAUACACAUAUAAAUAUAUAUAUAAAUAAAUAUAUAUAUGUAUAUAUAAAUAUGUACAUGUAGGGAAUAAAUGGACAACAGUAAACGUACUCGUACUGCUAAGAAUUACAAAAACAAUAAAAAAACCAUGAUGGAGCAUUGAAGCAGUAAACGUUAAUGAAGAAUCUCGCCAACGAAGGAACAAAUAUUUAAAAAAUAUUUAUACUUAAACAAAACAAAAAACACACUUAAUUAAAUAAUUAAUUAGUGAAUGUGCGAAAUAAAGCAAUGUGUAAAGUUUUUUUACAUCAAAUGUAUAAUAUAAUAAAUAUUACAAAAAAAAAAAAAAAUAAUGCUAUACUUAUAUAUUAUGCAUAAUUAAGUAUGCAAUUAAAGCUAACAAAAAACCAUAGCAUUUGGCUAAGUGAAUGUAACAAUAGCAAUUAUUGGCAGCUACAGACGAACUUUUGAUUUUUUUAAUGAAUUUUUAUUUUUUUAUAACCACGAUCAUUGUAUAAAACAAAUUUGAUUUUAUAAACUUUUUUUUGUAUAAAUUUUGUAAAAUAUUGCAAGGUGAUAAUUACAUAAAUAUUUGUUUUAUUUUAUUUAUUUAUUAUUAUUAUUAUUUUGAUGUUUUUUUUAAUUAUUUGUUUUUUUUUAUAUUAAUUAUAUUUUAUAUUGUUGUUUUUUUUAUUAUUUGUUUUUUUUUUUUUAAUUUAAUUUAAUUAUUUUUUGUUUAUGUUUGUUUUAUAUAUAUAUUUUUUUUGUAUUAUUCUUUUCUUUUAUUUAUUUUUUGUUAUUUCAUUUUAUUUUUUUUUUCAAGCACAUAAUUCUCUGUACAACCGCAAUGCUGAACUAUUAACAAAUGUGGCAAAUUUAUAAAUAUAUGUAUAUGUAAAUGCUUAUAAUAAUAUUCUGUAAAUCUUCUUAUUGUAUGAAAGUUAGGCAAUAUGUAUUUUAUAUAAAAAUCGUGUUUUUUUCGUUUGUAAUGUAUGUACUAUAUUUAAAAGUUUUGUAAUUGUAUUUGUAAAGCUGGAAGUAAGCAAAACAAAAUGUUUUAGAAAAAAACAAAGCCAAGAACAAGUUACAAUAGAUUUACUUUUUAUGUUGACUUUAAUUAAUUUAAAUUUAUGCAACUUUUAUUUUAUAACAAUGUGGAAAACAAUUUUUUCUAUUGUAAACAAGCCGAAAUAAAAUAUGAACAAACA
This is a messenger RNA of Zeugodacus cucurbitae (melon fly), 7076 nucleotides long. Its product is annotated as tyrosine-protein phosphatase 10D. The transcript has 13 exons. The record is from RefSeq and is a predicted model, not a curated record. Gene Ontology annotation, biological process: protein dephosphorylation. Lineage: Eukaryota; Metazoa; Arthropoda; Insecta; Diptera; Tephritidae. The coding region runs from base 707 to 5617 and encodes 1636 amino acids. Gene Ontology annotation, molecular function: protein binding; protein tyrosine phosphatase activity.